CACGUGUUUGUGUGUGACUAACUGUGUAUUUGACCUUCUGGGCCUGAAUCUGGGACACUAGUCAGCUAGAGUGUGUGUAAGUGCAAGUGUGUCAUGAUGAAGACAAAAACUCCUGUAGCUGUGCCGCUGCCGCUGUGCUGGUGCGUGUGUUUGUGUGUCGGGGGGGUCGCAGCCGAGAGUGGAGGGGAGGCAUCAACAGGACAGGAGUGUGUGCCUGAUGUCCACACCGUGCUGAGAGAGAUGAGUGCACAUAUUGCAGAGCAGAAACUGGAGCUCACACACACCAAGACACAACUGGAGAAGGAAAUAGAGGAGCUGAAGAGAGAGAAUGAAGCUUUAGCAGACAGGCUGAGUGCUGCUGAGGCUAGGCUGGCAGCCAAUGAGAAGCGAGUUGAAGAGCAGAGCGUCCAAUCAGAGCAGCUUGAGGCCUCCAACACAGAACUGAACAACACCCUACUCCAGAUUACCAGCAAUACAGAAGUGAGUAAGGUGGCAUUCUCAGCCUCGUUCUCAGUGACGUCUAACAAACACAUCGGCCCCUUUGACACAACCAUCACCCUUGUCUACGACCAUGUUUUCACCAACAUAGGCAACGCCUACAACAAACACACAGGGAUCUUCACGGCCCCGGUGAGAGGAGUGUACCGUUUCAGCUACCACAUCUUUGCAGGUGGCUCUCAUGGUGCUGGCGCCACCCUGUGGCAUAACAGUGUACACGUGGCUGCAGCCUACAACCACAAAGCCCCCCACGACAUCAACACGUCCCAGGGGGUCACCUUGGUGCUGCAGCCCGGGGACACAGUCUACCUGCGCCUGGGGGCCGGGGCUUGGGUCUCUGCCUACACUGGACACUACACCACAUUCAGUGGACAACUGCUGUUCCUUAUAUGAUACGAAGACAGGCACAUGCACACAUGUGCACACACACUCCUGAUUGUCAUAUGAUAUUUUUCUAUGACCAGAACUUGUGUCAAAUACAUGUAUUUGUGGCUUCUUUUUUGUGGUAUAACCUAGUGAUAUUCAAAGUGUGGGAUAAGGACCCGUUGAGGGCAGUGAGGUUGUGCUAGGGGGGCCACCAUGGGAAAUUGGCAGGAAAGGUAGGGGCCUAUAGCAAAACACAUUUCAUCGUAAUGAUCAGAAUUGUGCCUUAGGUUUUACUUCUUUUCCAGUUGUUUUAAAAACUUUUUGGGGGACUAUUUUUCAUUCACCAUCCCGAUUCCAAAUAAGUAAAAGACAUUUUUGUGGCACUUUUGUGAGAUAUUGAAAUUCACUUCUGUCAUCAGUGAC
Messenger RNA from Engraulis encrasicolus (European anchovy), 1287 nucleotides. Its product is annotated as collagen alpha-1(X) chain-like. The transcript has 4 exons. NCBI's taxonomy places the organism in Eukaryota, Metazoa, Chordata, Actinopteri, Clupeiformes, Engraulidae. The record is from RefSeq and is a predicted model, not a curated record. Gene Ontology annotation, molecular function: protein binding. Bases 94 to 891 code for a protein of 265 amino acids.